Molecule: messenger RNA, 456 nt
Organism: Cutaneotrichosporon oleaginosum
Lineage: Eukaryota; Fungi; Basidiomycota; Tremellomycetes; Trichosporonales; Trichosporonaceae
Source: RefSeq, a predicted model, not a curated record
UCUUUGGACCAACACGGAGCGUCUCUUUCCUCGCUUUAUCGCGAGUCUGCGAAAUACGCAGAAACCCACAAGACGGCCGGCAGUCUGUUGGUCGCUCGUGACAUGGACGGUCACGUUUUUGGAGUCUACCUCAACGAGCCUAUUGCAAAGCGAGAGGGGACAUACUACGGUUCAGGUGAAGCGUUCAUGUUCAAAUUCGUCGAAGGAGAAAGCAAGCCGCGCAUUUUCCAGUGGACAGGGCGAAACCAAUACAUCGCACUUUGUGAAACCAAUUUUAUCUCGUUCGGCGGCGGUGGCGCAUCGUAUGGCUUGUUGCUCGACGGCACAUUCUCGCGCAACUCCUCUGCAACCUCGCCUGCGUUUCAGAAUGAGGUGCUGUGCUCUAGCUCCGCGCUUUUCAGCGAGAAAGGACAUUCAUUCGAUUGUCUAGGGCUCGAGGUCUGGGCAACUGCCUAA